GCUAAGAGGGCAGGACUCCAACUUUGGCACAGUUUCCAGCCUUGGCUUAGUUGCUUGGCAACAGCUCUGCGUCUGUGAGUGAGGAUAUACUAUGGCAGCCAGGAGGGUGCUGGUAUAUCGAAAUGGGGACCCCUUCUUCCCAGGCCACCAGCUGGUGGUGACCCAACGCCGCUACCCCACCAUGGAGGCUUUCCUUUAUGAGGUGACAUCAGCUGUGCAAGCCCCACUGGCUGUCCGUGCCCUCUACACCCUUAGUGAUGGCCGCCCUGUCACAGACCUGGCCGACUUACAGAAUGGAGGGCAGUAUGUGGCUGCUGGCUUUGAACGGUUCCACAAGCUCCACUAUUUGCCUCCUGGAAGGAAACACCCCGGUGGGAAGAGCCGACCACAAGAGCCUCCCAGGUCUCACCACCCGUGUGAUGGGGCCUCUGGACAGUGGUUGCCAACAGACACCCCGUGCUAUAUCCAUGUGUUCAGGAAUGGGGACCUACUAAGCCCCCCCUUUAGUCUGAAGCUGUCCCAGACUGCCCCCCAGGACUGGGAAACCGUAUUGAAGCUGCUGACUGAGAAGGCCAGGUUACAGAGUGGGACUGUAUACACACUCUGCACCCUUGAGGGGCUCCCACUGUCCCCAGGGACUGCUCUGGAGAAUGGCCGUUACUACGUGGCUGUUGGAGACGAAGGGUUCAAGGCCCUCCCCUAUAUGGAGCUGCUGGUGCCCAGCCCCUCUCUGUCCAGGGGCUGCUGGUAUCCUCCAGGCCUGAAGUAUAAAUCCCACAGGCAGAGGCAGGGGGCCCAGGGCCACAAGGCCCAGGCAGCCCAGUUCUCUCCAAAGGAACCUGAGGACACGGAGCCAUCCCCUUUCUAUGCCAGAUCCCAGCAACACACUCAGCCACAGAGCAAGCUCUCUACUCUCUCGUUUGCACCAGGAGUUAAGGGAGUGUAUGAGGCUCCCUACCCAAGGAAGGAGACAGCGGGGGCUCAGGAAGUGGAUGAUGAUGAAAACACCGGCAUAGAGGAGCCUGUGGAUCAGGGGGUCUAA
Molecule: messenger RNA, 1042 nt
Organism: Acomys russatus (golden spiny mouse)
Lineage: Eukaryota; Metazoa; Chordata; Mammalia; Rodentia; Muridae
Gene: Dcdc2b
Product: doublecortin domain containing 2B
Exons: 9
Coding region: 92-1042 (316 amino acids)
Biological process (GO): intracellular signal transduction
Cellular component (GO): microtubule; microtubule organizing center
Source: RefSeq, a predicted model, not a curated record